CGCAGUAAGGAGCAUGCUAGCACGCUGACUUACCCCUUGUUCCAGAAGAGCCCGCAGUGUUAUGAUCAUUGUGCUGGAUGGACCACCCCGACCGGGAACAGGCUCGCCUUCCCGAGCUUCUUGCUCCUUUCCGGGCGUGAGCGCAGCACACCUCCGUAGCCGUGGACGGAUUAGUGGAAUCGGCGUGGCUGAUCUCUCGCCUCCCGCUAUUGGGUGCUUGUGACUUGUCACUGUCAAGCCGCUGGGAUGAUCCAAUUAUGUGUUUAGCGGCGAGGUGCUAAGAAUAGAGCAAAUUACAACAAGAGGGGGGUGAAAAAAGUUUGUCAAAUGAACGCUGCCAACCUGCACAUCCACGCCGAAUACGAGCUGCUCUUCCCGGGGAGACGUCGAAGCAGCGAUGCGAUGAUCGGGAUGAUUCUUAUGGAAGACAACACGCAAUGACGGGACUCGGUACAUAUGUGACCAGGUGAAUGCUUGGAAUGUGUACAGAAUGAGCAGCACAUUCGUCACGUUAGCAGAAGUGCUGGAGGCCCGAGGGGGGCCUCUGCUGGAAGAGGAGGUGUGGUCCCUGCUGCUGGCUGCUGCAGAGUGUUUAGCGGAUGCGUCCGAUAGAGGUCAGAGGAAUAUGUGCAAUAUCAUAAGCCCCGCCUCCUUGCUGCUAUCCGCUCCGGGUACCUUAGCAUUUAAGAACUGUGGCCUGUCGGAGGAGGCUUCGACCUUCACGGCUCCAGAGAUGCUGCAGGGCCGCGCCAGCCCCACUAAAGCUGCCGUGGAGAGGAUGCUGGUGUAUUCACUGGGUAUGACUCUCUACUGGUCAGUGGAUUUUCACCUACCUCCAAAUCAGCCGGUCCAGUUGAGCGACCAUCUCAACGGCCUCCUGCUCAGCAUGUGCGAGGACAUGUCCCACCGCCGGCUGAGUCUCGCCUCCAUCCUGGAAGCCUGCGAGUCUCGACAGAAAGCCUCCAACCCCCCGUCCUCCGCCGAGGUUAUCAGACAACUGGUAGAGGAGGUCUUCAGCGGAUCGAUGGACCCCGACGGCGGCGUGCCUCUGAGUGGGCGGAGCCAGAUGAUCAGAGAAAGGCUUCAUGGAACAGGAAGACGAGGGCCGUUUGCAGACUUCACUGAAGCUUGUUCGGACAGGAGAAGAUACUCUACGGACUCUGACUCCAAGUCAGGUAGUUUACCUCAGAGAUCCUGGCGACACAGACCAAGAAGCUCACCGACACCUUUGUAUCAGUCGUCUUUAGAAAGGCUCCCCCGGGGGGCUCGUCACAGGGACAGCACCUGCAGUUGGCUGGGUCGGAGCCCCCACCACGACGUGUCUCCGAAGGCGGCGGGCAGGUCUCACAGUCCUUCCAUCACCUUCAGCGAGUCCUCCAUCAGCCUGAGCCAGAGGAAAGCUAAGGCUUUGGGCCCAGAGUUUAUCCGCAUGGCUGACGAACAGCAAAUUGUUCUGGAGCUCCCAGGAUCUAUUGUGUCCAGAAAGGGGCGCUUGUGCUCAUCUCAGAGAGAAGUGACAGUGGUGCUGCCGAGUGGGCAGUACGUGGUGGUUCGCUGUGACGUGAAAUCUCAAGCUAGAGACGUGUUUGACAUGGUGGUGGCUCAUGCUAACCUCGUGGAGCACUUCUACUUCGGUCUUGCCUUCCUGGAUGAUGAUGAAUAUUUUUUUCUGGACCACGAAACCAAAAUCUCCAAAGUUGCGCCCGACAGUUGGAAGAAAGGGCAGAUACUUUCUUUUCUGGUGUUUCUUCGAGUCAAGUUUUUUGUCGACGACAUCGCCUUCAUUUUGCACAGACUGACUCGCCACCAGUACUACUUACAAAUGCGCAAGGAUAUCCUGGAGGACCGGAUUUACUGCAACGAGGAGACGGGUUUGUUUCUGGCUGCUCUCGCUCUGCAGGCUGAAUUUGGGGAUUACAUGCCAGAGUUGUACGGGAAGAGCUACUACCAGCCGGAGCAUUAUGUAUCGAAGAGGAUGCUCGAGAAGCUGGCUUUGCCCAACGUGAAGGAAGAGCUGCCGAGGCUGCAUGCCAGUCACGCUCCCAUGGCGCCUGAAGAGGCGGAAACAGAGUAUCUGAAGAUUGCUCAGCAACUACCAGAGUACGGAGUUAUGUUCCACCGUGUGGGAAGAGAAAAAAGGCCUGUGAUCGGAGAAUUGGUUUUGGGAAUCUGUGCCAAAGGAAUCAUUGUGUACGAGAUGAAGAACCAGGUCCGGACUGUCACCAGACGCUUCCUCUGGAGGGAAACAGACUCAAUUUCCACUGGGAGACGUAAGCUCAUCAUCGAAUGUGGUGGACCGAGCGGUAAAAAGCACAGUUUUAUAACGGAGAGCUCCAAAAUCGCACAAUACCUCCUCAACCUCUGCUCCGCACAGCACAAGUUCCACAGCGAGAUGACGUCACGACAACUGAACCACAGCAUGAUGCCAGAUGAAAACAUGUCCAUGUAUCCUGGAUGUAACCUGAACCUGAAGAGGAUCUCGUGCUCUGAAGGCAUGCUGAACCAUGUAGGUUUAGCACCGGGUCAAGCGAAUUCGCUGUCCAAAUCCUGCGAGGAUCUGACUGCUAAGCUGGAGGCUCGACUCCGGCAGCAGAGAGAAAUGAGGCGGAAUAUGAGGGAGAUGAACAAGGAAGGGGUGGGAGAACUCAGGGAUUUGAAGGAGCGUCCCUACUGGAGCACGCCUGAGUCCAUUCCCAGGAUGAUGUCCAGUGUCUCGCUGCAGAAACAAGACUCAGAAGCUUUUUCUUCCAUACGAGUCGACACGCCGACCAGGUCUCCCCCAGAGCGAGAAAUCAUCUGCGUGACCCUCAAGAAAGAUCCCAAACUCGGCUUUGGCUUUGUGAUCGUAGGCGAGGACAAUACGGCUAAACUCGACCUUGGGAUCUUCAUCGCUUCCAUUGUUCCCGACGGACCCGCGGACAAGGAUGGACGCAUCAAAGCGGGCGGACGUCUCAUCUCCUUGAAUAAGACCAGUUUAGAGGGCGUGACCUUCAGCGAUGCUGCGGCCAUCUUACAGAGCAGCCCUGAAGAAGUGGAGCUGAUUGUGUCCCAGCCCAAACAGAAUCUCGAAGAUAGUAAGAACUCCUUGUGCCAAAGUACGCUGGGCUUGGCUUUGGAGAGGAACUUUGGCUCUCAGACCACCCUGAGUGGCACGGAGUAUCGACACGCCAUGGAGGAACUGGAGGAGGCCAUCAACCUGUCCAGCAUGGCGACCCCCAAGCAGAACCGGAAACUUCACAUCCCGGUGGUGCGGAUACAUGACGCACAGGACAUGUGCUCCAGAUCGCCAUCCAUCUUAAGUCUGAAGGCGGGAGAGAAGUUUAUAGUUGAGCUAAAGAAGAAGGCUGGGAGUCUAGGCAUCAGCGUUGCUGGAGGAAUAAACACAAACGUGAGAUAUGGAGGCAUCUAUAUCAAAAGUCUGGUGGUUGGCGGUGCUGCAGACCAGGAUGGACGCAUUCAAAUUGGUGACAGACUGCUGGAGGUUGACGGCUCCAACCUGAGGGCUGUGACUCACCAACAAGCUGUGGAAUGCCUCAAGCGGACUGAGGAGGUGGUGAACCUGCUGCUGGAAAGAGAACCAACAGUCAUCUUGGAGCCCAGGACCGACCACCCCCUCCCAACCUCCAUCCACAGUACAUCACACACACAGCCCCCCAGGACAGAGGUCUCCUUGGAAACAACCUUGAGUGGCCGAGUCAAGGACUACAGCUUUGUGACUGAUGAAAACACACAUGAAGUCAUACUGAAGAAAAGUUUAUCGGGGCUAGGCUUCAGUUUCAACAUUUCCCAGCUGCAAUCGGGGCCCGAUCGAGGCAGCGUCGUCCGCAUCAAGCGCCUGUUCGAGGGUCAGCCGGCCAUGGAGAGUGGUCUACUACGAGAAGGGGACGUUAUUCUGUCUGUAAACAAAGAGUGUCUCAAGGACCUUUCCUACCAGAGGGUUUUGUUCCUGCUUCGUGGUGCCCCUUCUGAGGUUCACCUCUUGAUCUGUCGACCCGGUCCAGGACUGUUGUAUGAUGCGGAUGACAACACACUGAGUCCUGCACCCGCCAGGCAGGCUCGAUCCCGCUCUCUGGACAUCCGACUCGGGGACGACUACAGCCAGCUUCUUAAGUUUCAAUUUGACAUCAAUAUGGCUGCUCAGAAGCGGGCCUCCACACUCAAGGAAAAGAAAUGGCAAGAUCCUCCAGCAGCUUCACCGUUCUUUGAAGGCCAAGAGAGGGAAGUCCAAGGAGAACAGAGUCCUCCAUCUUCACCACCACCCGUACCCGCUUCCCCAACACCACCAAUUUCGCCAGUCUCACCCGCAUCACCGACUUCACCCGUCCUGCCUGAAGUCUGCUUUCGACCGGCUCAACAAGAGUUGGCGCAGACUGCCAAGAAACCAGAAGAAGAACAGGAAGUGGAAACAAAGAAGUCAAGCCAGGACGGAGAGGUGGCUGUUGCGGCAAGUUCAGCGGCCAUAUUUGCUUCGAACUCCAUGUAUGCCAGUGGUGUUCGAGAAGAAGCAGACGGAAGUGUGACCUACUGCCUGGUGGGAAACGGACUGACCAUCAUGACAGAUGAGGAGUAUUUGACCAUCAGUUCCACCCUGGAACCGCAACAGAGUUUUCAGUCCAAUCAAGCCACGCAAACACCGAUAUCUAACCUCAACUCUCAGACCCCGACCACUUCUUCUAGUUUCUCUCAGACCUCCAACAUAUCAAGUAGUUUUUCACAGACUCCUAACACAGUAUCCGGUCUCACUCAGACCUCCAAUAUACUGUCAAAUUUCUCUCAGACCUCAAAUACGUUGUCGAGCCCCAGCUGUCAGAAGCCAGCGACUACCAUGUCACUGCUGAACCUCUCGUCUGACACCCUGACCACUUGUGCCUUAGCGCACCCGUCUCAGCCGCUCACAACUCAGCCGUCCAAGGCCAAGCUCCAUCACCCGCUCCUUCCGCCACAGCAGUGCAGAUCCCUUCCCAAAAACAUCCAGCCACUCUCUCAAAAUCUAAUUCCUCCAGGGAACCCCAUCACAACCCAGAUCAUUUCCUCAACGCCUCCAUGCAUCAGCGCACCCGCUUCCACCGUCGCACCACCUGCACAGAGCCACGCACAGCGGAGAGAAGAGCUCGAGAAGAAAGAAAGGGAACGUAAGGAGGAGGAGGAGGAGGAGGACGAGGAUGAAGAAGAGAGUCGAAGGAGGGGGUCCGUGAAAGAAUUUGAGUUGACGGUCCUUCUCACCAAGUCCAGGAGUGGAAGUUUUGGGUUCACCAUCACCCGAAGCAAACUGGACAACUGCUACUACAUACAGGAAAUACUGGACAACCCUGCAAAAGCAGACGGACGCCUCAGAGCAGGAGAUCGGCUAAUUACGGUAAAUGGGCAUGAUGUUACCAGUGUGGCAGACGAAGUUGCCAUGACGAUUCUCAGGUCCUCUCCCAGGAGACUCAGUAUGACGCUGGGGAGGGCCGUUACCAACCUGGUGGCGCCACCUUCCUGUGACAGCCUGCCUGAUAUUGUCCUCUAUAAGACGCCUUCAGGACAGUUAGGUAUCAAACUGACUGGCGGCAUUGGCAGCAAAUGGCAGGGCAUUUACUGUUUAGAGGUGGUACCCGGCUCUCCAGCCAGCGAGGAGGGCAGCGUCCAACCCAAUGACAAGAUCCUCUACAUCUGCGGAAGAUGCACUCUGGGGAUGACCUUGGAGGACGCCGUCAAAGCUUGCGAGAUAGCCUCGCGUAAAGUCAAGCUCAAAAUCCUGAGAGAUGACCAGCCGGUGACCCCCAAGGCCAAAUGGAACGGUCUGUUUGACUGGAAAAAGGACAAGAAGUUUUUUGCUCGCUUUGAAGAACCGGUCUCGCCAGACAAAGAAUCACCUCCUGAAGAUGUUGAAAUUGUUUUUAGAACUGCUGACAACUCCAGCCGCCUGUCUGUGGCUGAACACCAAGAUAGUUGCAUCAUGCAAGUGGAGUUCAGCAAACCAGAAGGAGGAGGUCUUGGCUUUGCUUUGAUUGGAGGGACCAAUGGUAGCAUGCUCAGGGUGAAGGAAAUCUGCUCUGGUGGCGUAGCUGAGCAAGAUGGCCGUCUAAGAGUGGGAGAUAUUCUAUUAGAGGUGAACGGCGUCAUUGUGUCUGGACUGAGCCACAGCAAAGUGGUGGAUAUUCUCCGUAAAGCUGAGGGCACGGUGCAGCUCACUAUUUGCAGAGACAUCCUGCCGCUGACGUAUUCCCAAUCCCCGGCACUGCCCAACAUGGCCGCAGACACCGACGCCAUCAUGGCGGAGCAGCCGGCUAUGGUGACCACCUCUGAUGCUUCCACUUCACCUGACGCCACGCUCAAUAAGCCAGUGGAGCGCCCCCCUGAGGCGACUGCCGAGUGCGUGUUCCACGAAUCUGGAAUUUUAGUCACCACGCCACCGCCGCCUCCGCGACAACUGACGGUGGUGACGGAUGAAAGUGCACUCCAUCAGGAGAGCUGUGACAGCACUCCCGCUCAUCAGGCUUGCUGCCCAUCGCUGAACGUCACUGAAAUGUUGCACGGAGCUUCUGACAGGAAACAAAUAGUGACUAAACUGUUGGACCGGUCCUGCAAAGGCACGCGGAAACCCCAAUCAGACGGUUGGAGCAGCGAAGAAGAAGAAGAAGAAGACGACGUGUUUGAUUCUGCCGCACACCAAACGACGUCCUCUCAGACAGGCCCUCCUAUCGUAUCUGAAGAAGAACUGUCCAGUUUGGUCCUCAUGAGUCCAUCUAGAAGCAGCCAGUAUUCAGGCUCCAGGGUCAAAGCCCUCAUCCAGAUUCUACAGCAUCAACUCGACCAGCAGGAAUUGAUCAAAGAAUUUAUGGCUCUGGAGCACCUGAAACCUUCUGAUGACUGCCUGGUUGGAAAAGCCCCUGAGAACAGAGACAAGAACCGUUACAGAGACAUCCUACCCUACGACAAAACCCGUGUCGGCCUUGGAGAGAGCGGCGACUACAUCAACGCCAGCUAUAUCCGUGUGCAAGUCGGAAGCGAGGAGGUCUCCUACAUCUCAUGCCAAGGCCCGCUGCCCUGCACAGUGUCAGCAUUCUGGCAAAUGAUAUGGGAAAACAAAUCAGACGUGAUUGCUAUGAUGACGCAGGAAGUAGAAAGGGGAAGGGUCAAAUGUCACAAGUACUGGCCAGAGAAGACGAAGGAACCCCUGGACACGGGUAAGUAUCACAUCCACCUGGAGAACCAGCAGUACUUGGAAUAUUUCCACAUCAAGAUCAUCCGUAUGGUGGAGAAAGAGACAGCCGAGACCCACGCCGUUCAUCACCUGAAGUUCACGCACUGGCCCGAUCACGGCGUUCCGCACUACUCUGAGCAGCUGGUGCGCUUCAUCUGCUACCUGCGCUCUGUGCACUGCCGGGGACCCGUCACAGUGCACUGCAGUGCCGGCAUCGGACGCUCGGGGGUACUCAUCUGCACUGACGUUAUCCUCAACCUCAUCCAGAGGGAUUUGCCUAUUAACGUCAGCGACAUCGUAAAGGAGAUGAGACUUCACCGGCACGGGAUGAUUCAGACCAAGGAACAGUACCUCUUCUGCUACAAAGUCUGGUUGGAGGUCUUACAGGGCAUUUUGCAGCUCCACGGCACCCAGUGGCAACCGGAAAGUCCGCAAGACCACAAAGUAGUUUAAAUGUUUGCGUUUGUGCGACGGCGAGCAAGCACACAAGGGCGACACUUUUCCUGCUGGACGUUUUUACAGCAUGUGUGGAAGAAUUAACAUACAUGUCCUUCCUGUGUUGUGUACUCUUCAAUUAUUGCAUUUUUCCAGGCUUCAAUGUUAUUCAUUCAUUCAUUCAUUCAUUUUCUACCGCUUUUCCUCACGAGGGUCGCGGGGGGUGCUGGAGCCUAUCCCAGCUGUUUUCGGGCGAGAGGCGGGGUACACCCUGGACUGGUGGCCAGCCAAUCACAGGGCACAUAUAGACAAACAACCAUUCACACUCACAUUCAUACCUAUGGACAAUUUGGAGUGGCUAAUUAACCUAGCAUGUUUUUUUUUGGAAUGUGGGAGGAAACCGGAGUACCCGGAGAAAACCCACGCAUGCAUGGGUAGAACAUGCAAACUCCACACAGAGAUGGCCGAGGGUGGGGAAAGACAAAAUAAGAAGCCAAAAAGUUACCACUUCCACACAAAAUAGGAGGAGAACUCAUUCAUUCAUUCAUUUUCUACCGCCUAUCCUCAGGAGGGUCGCGGGGGGUGCUGGAGCCUAUCCCAGCUGUUUUCGGGCGAGAGGCAGGGUACACCCUGGACUGGUGGCCAGCCAAUCACAGGGCACAUAUAGACAAACAACCAUUCACACUCACAUUCAUACCUAUGGACAAUUUGGAGUCGGCUAAUUAACCUAGCAUGUUUUUUUGGAAUGUGGGAGGAAACCGGAGUACCCAGAGAAAACCCACACAUGCACGGGGAGAACAUGCAAACUCCACACAGAGAUGGCCGAGGGUGGAAUUGAACCCUGGUCUCCUAGCUGUGAGGUCUGCGCACUAACCACUCGCCCGCCGUGUCAAUGUUAUUUCAUUUGUAAACUAACAUUAUUUAUCAUUAAUAAUAUUAAUAGUCCAUUCAUCUAAGAAGUGCACAAGGUUAGGAUCAUCUUACCAAAAUUUAUUAUCUGAUUUUCAUUUCAUGAAGUGCAUUGGAAAAACAGAACAUUAUCCGUAGCGUAAAUCACGGAAAGGAAUGAAAAGAAUCAAGUGCCUUGGAAUGACUCAUACGCUGCUUCCACCUUUGAGCUGCUCGUCACAAGCGGAUAAAAAUGAGCAAGCACCCGGUGCUUAUAUGACUGAUUUAAAAACAGCCCACCGGUGGAGUCGACAUUCAUGAGUUUAUACAUUUUCAAUUCAUUUUUUUUUUUGCUGAAAAGCUUCAGCGCUCCAUUGUCGCAAAGGCAAUAUAUUUGGGCUUUUUUUUUUUGCUUGAAUUUGUGAUAACUUUAUCGGGACUCACUGGCUAUUUUUAAUACAACGCAGAAGUAACACAGAUGAGGUUUACAUAAUGUACAGAGACUGACUGAUUUGUACCUCGACUUUUACGCUUGUAGCUUGCCAUCUCGACACUCAUCAGCCCCUUUUACACAGCCGGCAUUUUUGCUGCCUUUGCUGCUCUCUGGGGACGGACCUGGCAAUUUUUCCGACUUCCGAGGUAGUUUAAAAAAACGCGUGCUAGGGGAAAGUAAUUAACACUAUCUGACAGGUCGUUUAUAUGUCGAACAUAUAUGUGUGUGUGUAUAUAUAUAUAUAUAUAUAUAUAUAUGACACGUUUUCUCAACUUGCAGACAUCUUAAGAAAAUUCUCAUCUUUGGAAACAGUUUUUGGUGAAAUAUUGAUGGGCUAUAGAGAUGACAAAAAAAAAAGUUUGUUUUUCAAAAUUGAUCCUUUUUACAUUUGAAACUUAACUGAUAAAAAUAAAAUUGAUAAUCUUUUAAUUUGAAAAAAAAAGGGGCACUAAAAUCCGACAGGGUUUAAUUAAGUAGUUCUGAUAUGAAGCGUCAUGUAAAAUUAUUUGCGGUGGAAGUCAUUAUUUUAAGUUAAUUAUUAAUUAUGCAGUUUUGGUCUUGUGCGACUUAUACUCCGGAGCGACUUAUAGUCCAGAAAAUACGGUAUAUAUAUCUAUACCAUAUUGUCUGGACUAUAAAUUUCCCGCAAAAAAAUGCAACUUAUACUUCAGUGCGAUUUAUGUAUGUUUUUUUCUAGUUAAUUAUGCAUUUUUGGCCUUGUGCGACUUAUAGUCUGGAGCGGUUUAUAGUCCAGGAAAUAUGGUUUGUGUAUAUACAGUAAACCUCGGAUAUAUCGGAUUCAAUUGUUCCCACUGGUUUUGUCCGAUAUAAGCGAAAUCUGUUAUAUGCGUGUACCGGAAAAUGUCCGUUUUAUGCAUAUAUCGGAUUUAUAUCCGGUAUAUGCGUAAAUCGGAUUGUAUCCGUUAUAAAAAGGCACUUCCUUGACUAUGUUUCCAAUGUACCUGGACGUGCAGGCAACGCUGCAAACGCUGCAAAUGACGUCGUAUAGCAGCCUGUCACGAUUCGGCGAAUCGGAGCGCCACGAUGCGGCCAUCCGAUAUAUGCGAGGGAAAUUUAAUGGAAAUGCAUUGGAACGGGACUGGAGAUUUUGUCCGAAAUAGGCGAAAUCAGUUAUAAAAAAAACCGAUAUAUGCAAUGAAUUUUUAUUGGAAAUGCAUUACAGAAAAAUCGGUUCUUUUUUAUCUGUCCGUUGUGAGCGAAUUUCCGAUAUAUCCGAGUCCGAUAUAUCCGAGGUUAACUGUACAAAUGCGACUUAUAAUCCAGUGCGACUCAUGUAUGUUUUUUUCGAGUUAAUUAUGCAUUUUUGGCCUUGUGCGACUUAUACUCCGGAGCCACUUAUAGUCCAGAAAAUACGGUAUAUAUAUCUAUACCAUAUUGUCUGGACUAUAAAUUUCCCGCAAAAAAAUGCAACUUAUACUCCAGUGUGACUUAUGUAUGGUUUUUUUUUCUAGUUAAUGAUGCAUUUUUGGCCUUGUGGAACUUAUACUCCGGAGCGACUUAUAGUCACAAAAGUUUUUUUUUUUUGCAAAAAAAUGCAACUUAUAUUCCAGUGCGACUUAUGUUUUUUUUUUUUUUCUUUUUCUAGUUAAUGAUGCAUUUUUGGCCUUGUGCUACUUAUACACAACUAUAAGUCGCAUUUUUUUGCGGGUAAUUUAUUUUACAAUCUACUUGACCAAAACAGACAUUACGUCGUCUUGGAAGACAAGUUCUAACAAUAAAAGAAUAGAGAACAGGUUGAAUAGGUGUAAGAUAUGCUAACACAAUGCUUAUUCAGCUAACAAAAAAAAAAACAAACAGAAAAGGUGUCCAGUGUUUAUGUAACAUAAACAGUUUUUUCAUUUAUAAGUCGCUCUGGAGUAUAAGUCGCAGGAAUAGCCAACCUAUGAAAAAAGGUAUGACUUAUCGUCCGAUAUACGUAUAUUUAUAUAUAUAUUUAUAUAGCUAAUUUUCCGAUUAUGUCUGAAAAAAACAUCCUGUGAAAACGGCACAGGUGGAUAAAUGCCAGAUCUACUGCAAGAUCCAUGUGUGAAAGGGGCUAUGCACACACACACCAGCUCCUGUACCGCAUGCACACUGUCCAAGGAGUUGACUUGAACAUGAUGUGGAAUGUAACAAAGCAAAGCAAUAGCGGGGUGGGGGCGGGGCGGGGAGGGGAGGGGCGGUCUAUACCAAUGUCUUCCUCUUGUGCCAGAGCGAGCGACGUCACUUUGGAAUGCUUUUCGCUCAACAUGUGUUCUCCCUUGUUAGGACGUGAGAAAGCACAAUGGCGGUUUGAUUGUGCGACUGCGGAGAAGGUACUUGAGCCACAGCAUCGUGAAAUGUAAUAAUUCUAUAAUUGCACUGCUGCAUAUCUACGCUAGAAAUGCAUAUCUUGUCACCGCACCAGCCACUAUGUAACCCCCCCCCCCCCUUGAGUGAAACCGCCUCUCUUAUUAAAAACUAUUCUCAGACGUGCUGGUGUGUUUUUUUUUGCAGACCCCGACACUCCAAAACCCCGACACCCCGACGCGCCGUAACUCAACUUGAACAACAGCACAAGCGUUGGGGUUCAGGGAGGAGGAAGGCGGCCUUAAAUCUAAUUCCACUGAGCACCUCUCCACUU
This is a messenger RNA of Doryrhamphus excisus (bluestripe pipefish), 11625 nucleotides long. RefSeq names its product protein tyrosine phosphatase non-receptor type 20 (gene ptpn20). Gene Ontology annotation, molecular function: protein binding; protein tyrosine phosphatase activity. Lineage: Eukaryota; Metazoa; Chordata; Actinopteri; Syngnathiformes; Syngnathidae. Gene Ontology annotation, cellular component: cytoskeleton. Gene Ontology annotation, biological process: protein dephosphorylation. The record is from RefSeq and is a predicted model, not a curated record.